UUCAACUUCUUGUUCAUAAGAUUUGUGCCUACCAUGCUUUAGAGCCAUAAGAUUUGCGAUCUCAUAUUAACUAAGGAGAAACAUAUUAAGCUGCCUCAUUAUCAUAAUGUUUCAAGUCUCCCUAAGUCCAUGAGCCUCUAACAUUUUCAUUCAAACACUUAUUUCUCAACAUCUUAUCUAUAUUCACAUUCCAGAUCAAGAUUCGGAUGAUCUUCAUGGACGAAUUUCUUUGAUAAAGUAGUUCCCUAUUGAUCAAGAUAUGGUAAGUUUAUAGUAAUUCUAAGUACUCAGCUACUCAAGCAAUGAUGGUUGAUAAACAACGGUACCCGACAAUAGAACAAAAGCUUGCUGGCCAGCUUCACUUGAGAUCCAACUCCAACCUUUCCCCACAUGUUGGAACUUGUUACGAACGUCUGAAAAGACCAGCUCUGUUUCAGCAACGAUUUUCACUAAAAAAUCAUUCAAAUGCAGGGUUGCUGUGCCCUCUCGUGCCUGCAUGGAAAGCCACUAGCCAUCUGCAUUCUGUAGGUUCAGCUGCUUCACCAGUGUUGGUCCCAUCCCCAUCAGAGAAAAACUUUGCAAGCUUUGCCACUGAUUUUCUCAUGGGUGGAGUUUCUGCUGCAGUGUCCAAGACUGCAGCUGCUCCUAUUGAACGCAUAAAGCUUCUGAUUCAAAAUCAAGAUGAGAUGAUCAAGGCCGGUCGGCUCUCCGAACCCUACAAGGGCAUUGGAGAUUGCUUUGGCAGAACAACGAAAGACGAGGGGUUUGUUUCAUUGUGGAGAGGGAACACUGCUAACGUUAUCCGUUACUUCCCAACACAGGCCCUGAACUUUGCAUUUAAAGACUACUUUAAGAAGCUAUUUAACUUCAAGAAAGACAGGGAUGGGUACUGGAAAUGGUUUGCAGGGAACAUGGCAUCUGGUGCAGCAGCAGGAGCUUUAUCAUCGGUGUUUGUUUAUUCUUUGGAUUACGCUCGAACCCGCCUUGCCAAUGAUGCUAAAGCUGGAAAGACGGGUGGAGAGAGACAAUUCAAUGGUUUGGUCGAUGUGUACAGGAAGACUCUUCGAUCGGACGGUGUUGCUGGCCUCUACCGUGGCUUCAACGUUUCUUGUGUUGGAAUCAUUGUCUACCGUGGUUUGUACUUUGGAAUGUAUGAUUCUCUGAAACCAGUACUCUUGGUAGGAACUUUGCAGGAUAGUUUCUUGGCUAGCUUUGCUCUGGGGUGGAUGGUUACUAUUGGUGCUAGCAUUGCCUCGUACCCCUUAGAUACGGUUCGCAGAAGAAUGAUGAUGACAUCUGGUGAAGCUGUCAAGUACAAGAGCUCUUUCGAUGCAUUCUCGCAAAUUGUGAAGAAUGAAGGUUCAAAAUCUUUGUUCAAGGGCGCGGGAGCAAACAUCCUUCGUGCAGUUGCUGGUGCUGGUGUGCUUUCUGGUUAUGACAAACUUCAGGUACUUGUCCUGGGAAAGAAGUAUGGUUCUGGUGGGGCUUAAUUACAAUAAGUGUUAAUGUGUUAUUUAUAGUACGAAUUUGUGUGAUGCAAAAACUGCUUUUACUAUUCAAAGCCAACUGUGUUUGAUUUCUGUAACAGUUCUUGUUUCUUUUUUAUUUUUCAAUUCAAUAUUUGUACAAUAAUGUGUAAUUACGUGAACUCGUAAUGCAUUUGUAGAAAACAAUUCAAUAUUUGUCCCUUGAGUAGCAUGAAUCUUUGUGAUACAAA
Glycine soja is the source of this 1717-nucleotide messenger RNA. Its product is annotated as ADP,ATP carrier protein 1, mitochondrial-like. The transcript is spliced from 5 exons. Gene Ontology annotation, molecular function: ATP:ADP antiporter activity. Lineage: Eukaryota; Viridiplantae; Streptophyta; Magnoliopsida; Fabales; Fabaceae. The record is from RefSeq and is a predicted model, not a curated record. Bases 303 to 1490 code for a protein of 395 amino acids. Gene Ontology annotation, cellular component: mitochondrial inner membrane. Gene Ontology annotation, biological process: mitochondrial ATP transmembrane transport; mitochondrial ADP transmembrane transport.